This is a messenger RNA of Pyrus x bretschneideri (Chinese white pear), 1305 nucleotides long. RefSeq names its product GDSL esterase/lipase At5g45950. Gene Ontology annotation, molecular function: hydrolase activity, acting on ester bonds. Lineage: Eukaryota; Viridiplantae; Streptophyta; Magnoliopsida; Rosales; Rosaceae. The transcript has 5 exons. The coding region runs from base 42 to 1124 and encodes 360 amino acids. The record is from RefSeq and is a predicted model, not a curated record.
AGUGUUUGGAGGACCUAUUAAAGUUCCAUAGAAAAGCAUUAAUGCAUUCAAAAAUGGUGGCGAUGGGUGUGCUGAUCGUAACGUUGGGUUUGCUGCUUCCUUUGCUCUCAGGAGCAGUCGACAUUGGCCGAGUGAGGGAAGUCGCUGCUCGGAACAACGUAACAUGUGUCUUAGUGUUUGGAGAUUCAAGUGUUGAUCCUGGCAACAACAAUGUUCUACCGACCUUCCUGAAGGGCAACUUCCUUCCUUAUGGGAAAGACUUCUUAAAUGGCCUCCCUACUGGAAGGUUCUCUAAUGGAAGACUUGCCACAGAUUUUAUUGCGGAUGCCCUUGGUUACACAAAAAUAAUCCCAGCAUUUCUUGACACCAAUUUGAAGUUGCAAGAUCUGCCGCAUGGUGUUAGUUUCGCAUCAGCUGGUUCCGGCUAUGAUGAUUUGACCGCCAACAUUUCGAGUGUAUUGUCUCUUCCCAGACAGCUGAAGUAUUUUUUGCAUUACAAAGUCAAGCUGAUAAAAUUGGUAGGUCAGAAGAAGGCUGAGGAUAUUAUUAGAACUGCUGUACUCGUAUUGAGUAUGGGCACAAAUGACUUUGUCCAAAAUUACUACUUGGACCCAACUCGACCCAAGCAGUUCAGUGUUGAAGAGUACCAAAAUUACUUGGUCUCUUGCAUGGCUAAUGGCAUUCAGCAAAUGGAGAGGAUAGGAGCGACAAGAUUGGUUGUGGUUGGGGUUCCACCAUUGGGGUGCAUGCCACUAGUGAAAACGCUAAUGGACGUGACAGCAUGUGCUGAAAAUUACAACAAAGUGGCAUUCUCGUUGGGUUCCAGGAUACAAAAGAAAUUGGAGGCCAUAACCAAAACAUCCAGAAUGAAAAUUGGUUUUGUUGAUGCUUAUGGUAUUAUACAAAAUGCCAUAAAUAACCCAAAAUUAUAUGAUUUGGCUGAAACUUCAAAAGGAUGCUGCGGGACUGGAGCCAUAGAAUUUGGAGAUUCAUGCCGGGGACUAGAGACAUGCACUGACCCAGCAAAGUACGUAUACUGGGAUGCUGUUCAUCCAACUGAAAAAAUGUACAAAAUCAUUGCUGACAAGGCUCUCGAAACUCUUUCCGAAGCACUCUUCGUAUAAGAGAAUUUGGCGGGGUACACAGUGAUGUAUGCACAAGAAAUCAGUUGGUGAUUCUUAAAUUGUAUCGAUUGUUGUCAAAAGAAUUUAAGUACCAGAGUUGAAGGUUCGAGUAAUUUGUUUUACUCACGUGAGUAAUUGUGAUAAUCAUUUCACGUAAUAAUCAUUUCCUGGUCCAACAUAA